This is a messenger RNA of Somion occarium, 2809 nucleotides long. NCBI's taxonomy places the organism in Eukaryota, Fungi, Basidiomycota, Agaricomycetes, Polyporales, Cerrenaceae. The record is from the annotation of a GenBank genome assembly.
GCCGCAUGUUUGUCUUCAAUCUCAGGCCAACGCGUCUUCCCCCGCUUGUGCUCAUUCAUGUUGUGAAAGUUCGUUUCAAACGGUAAUCAACGUCCAUAUAUUGCAGUACUAUGGCUUCUUCCAAGGGCAAGGCGAGGGAGGAUGUUCACUGGCAACUGGGUUGGUGGGAGCUCUCACCAUUGCUCGAUCGAGCGCACAGACCUCUCGCUUGGUCUAAGUCUUCCGUGAUAUUCUCUGCCCAUCACACGAAACCUCUGGUCCUCGCCCGCCAUUUCAACUCCUCAAGACAUUUCGAGCUCGCAGUGCCACAGGCUAUUCGGCUUGACCCCGACUCAUACAGCCCACCUACAUUGAUAUACAUAUCACCGGAUGAUGACUGGCUCUUUGCGUACUUUUCUGGCGCCAAGGAUAACAUUGGUUGCCUCUGGCAUAGAGGUCUACAUCUGGAUGCAUGGACCAUUGGGGAUUCUUGGAGUAUGGCACAUGGAGCUGGCAUAGUCGCCGCUGCAUGGGUCACGUCACAUAGGGAGUGGGUUGUCAGCGACUCAGGCACGGCAUCGAGAUUGCCACCUCUUGGCCCGACAUUGCCUUUCAACAGUCCUAUUCUACUGCUAGUCACAGAAUCACGGGAUGUGAAUGUCUGCUUGCUACCUCCUUCCGUCCCAUCAGUGAAGAUUCUGAGGACUUCGUUAGUGCAAUCGACUACCGCCAGUGAAAGUACAUCGCCUCCCCUUGAGGGUACCUCGCUCGGUGGACGACACGUGUGCAUUGCUGCAGCUAUUGGGUUGAGUUAUAAUGAUCCCUCCAUUUUAAUUGCCAUGCGCUCCCACUUACUUCCUCCAGACGACCCAAGUUCAGACCACCCUUUGGAUAUGGUUCUUCCCCUUGAUUUGGAUCAACCAUUACCGGCCGCACAUACUACCUCGACUGCACAAUCUAAUUUGUGGGAGAUCUGGGGUGAAGAGGCUAUGAUUGAACUCUGUGAAGUGACAUUAGGAAAGGGUGGUGCACCUACGCAAGUCUCAACUAAACCCCUUCCACCGAUAUCACGUCCAGGUUCACGCAUCGCCGACCUGACAUUUUUCUGUAGUCAGCCAGAACCGCCUGGUAAUGCAUCGCCCAUGGCCACCAAGGAUCCACGACGACAAGCCAAGGAACAAGCUGACAAGCGUGGCAGCAUAUAUUUAGCUGCGACAUUUAUCAACUGUGUUGACUAUACUUCUCCGCCGCAAUCGGAAGUUACCAUAUAUUCAUUUACUCGCAACCCUGCGGCAUCUUCUCGCUGGAGUUUGUAUAAGGAGCAUACCCGGACGUUCACUACGGCUGUUCUCGCUUUCUUGAUACCCUCACCUUCAAAGACGAAUGUCUUCGCGGGUUUCCUGGAUCUUUCCGGUACGUAUAGACGGUCCAAGAAGAAACCACACGAAGUAUCGAUAGGAAACAUUGUAGCAUUGAGCUUGCCUGAUCUAACCAAUGAUGACCGCUGGGAGUCAUCACCAAUCAUGUCAAUAACUGACUACGUAGGACGAGAUGUGCCAGCAGGUCUUGCAACGUCUCCAAACAAUGUCCUACUUUGCAUGUCUUCGUUCACCCCGGAACCUCGCGUUGCAAUCCACGCUCUUCCCAGGAGAAAGCCCAUUCCUGGUCCGAAUGCUGAAUCUCGAGCAGACCUUGCCAGGUUUCUUGCCGCUGCUGUAUUAGCUCACAGCUCGCUAUCGGAUAUUGUCAGUUUGUUGAUUUCGAAUUCAAGUCCUGAUGGUCUGCUUUCCAGUAGCUUGGUGGGUGCGAUGGCCAUACUCGAGAAUAAUUCGUUUGGUCUCUCGGACGUGUGGUUAUACGAAGUCUUAGGGGUUGCAACUGAGAUCGCUCGUGGAAAAUAUUUGAAGGCGCCUGAUUCCGCGGAGAAGGCAUUGCUGGAGGCUCAGUGGACGAGUCUUCAUGACAUGUGUUCUGUCGCUACGCUUGAAACGGCUUUCUCGGAUUGUCGAGACGGAGACUCUUAUGACUUAGAGGCAAUAUGGCAACUAGUUGGGCUGGCAAUGUGGUUCAAGGACUAUCUGGAGAGACUCAUCAAAGACUGCGUAACCAUCGGCGAUAACUUUGCGAACGCACAGACACAAGUAUCUGCCAUUCCACUAGGCCUCGCCAAUUCUAGUCUUUUGCACUUCCUGCAUCGCUAUCCGCUGAACAAUUUACAAUCUACUGUAUCUCACGUGAAACGCCUCCGUGACGAUCUCAAGAGUCUUAGCCCGAAAGUGGAGAAUGCUCAAAUGGCGAAAGAGCUUCUUAUGGAUUCGUUCGCGUGUUCUGGUGUUGACGUGGAUGCACUUAGCUCUGUGCUAGAAGAGGUCAAGGUUAUUUCGGCAACAAUUUCGGCAUCUGAACUACGACAAUGCCUAGCGAGCUUCUCCCCCAUACCUUCGCUUCGGCCUCAGAUACAGCAGAUUGUGGAGAAGAUUUGCAGCUCGAAAACAGUCAAUCGACAAAAGCUCUUCAUUAAAGCGGCAGACCUUGUCGAUGCUAUUUACCAAUGGCCUGCAGCCGAAUAUGCGAAGGAGAAGGACAGAGAUAUUGUCACUAAGGGUGUUUUACUUCAUCGUGGUACAAUUUUGAGGUGUGUACGAUGUGGGGGCAGGUAUGAGGUGAGCGAUGGUAAAGUCGGCGAUCAUAUUUCAUUGCGAUGGCGGGCAUGGGAGAGAACAUGGGCAUAUCAAUGUAUUUGUGGUGGUUCUUGGACUUUUUCUGUUGUAGCUCCAUAGUGUACAUUAAUAUCAAGGAAUGGCUUGGAGAGUCAACGUGAGUGCCUGCC